GCACGCUGUUGGCGUGCGACCAAGAAGACAAGGCCCUCCUUUAGCUUCUCAUGGGUCAGUGCGCUGUUGCGAUCACUCAAGUCAGAACCUGAAUGACUUGAUGGAGUCGACAUUUCUGUAAACGAUAAUGACCUCUGCUGACCCUUCCGUUUUAGGAGUGCCGACAACUUCCAGGAACGAUACACCAUCCGGCGACAGGUAGGAUGAGACGCUGCCGCUGGGUCAUCCAAAAGGACUUCAUGUAAGUUAAAGGGUCAGGGGGGAUUAAAUGGUGGUGAUCACUGAGGAACAACUUGACAAUGCAAAACCACUAGCAAAUGGAGUUAUCACACGAAUGCAAGAGGACGAAAAAGAGUUGUGCAGCGGUGAAGAGAAGCCAGAGAUCACCGGGCUAGAGGAGGGCGACGGCGAGUCAGACGGCGAGUCCCAAUACAGCAGGAAUUACUGGGAAGAUGAGGACGACGUCUACCAGGAAUUUGAGGAGCUGGACUUCGAGUCACUGCCGGAUCGCUCGGACGAGAGGAGCAUCGCCUCGGAUGACUCCUUCUACCCGCUGGACAAUGCCGUCAGGACUCAUAUGUUUCGCACGCCCAGCCCGGAGGUCCCGGAGCCCAUCUCCUUCUUCAAAGCGUGCUGCAACAACAACGCCAUCAUCGUCAAGAUCAUGAUCCGACAAGGUGUGACGGAGGAGGAAGUGAUGGAAACCGACAGGAACAGAAGAUCAGGUUUGAUAGUGGCCUGUUACCAUGGGUACGUGGACGUCGUCAUUGCGCUCGCUCAGUGUCCACAUCUGGAUGUGAACUGGCAGGACAAUGAGGGGAACACAGCUCUGAUCACGGCAGCACAAGCAGGACAUGUUACUAUCUCCAACUACCUCCUGAACUACUAUCCAGGACUGGACAUCGAGCGGAGGAACUGUCAUGGCUUCACGGCGCUGAUGAAGGCAGCCAUGCAGGGCCGAGCUGACUGUGUCCGAUCUCUCAUGCUGGCUGGAGGUGACAUCCAGGCGAAGGACUGUGGUCGCAGACUGACCCCCAGGGAGUGGGCUCUCUUCACAGGUCGCUACGAAACCGCAAAACUGAUGCUUCGACUCAUGUCCAACCCAUGUGCAGAGCAAUUCUGUGACUCCUUCCUGCUGGAAUGGCCGCCAUUGGAGACUCUGGUGGCUCAGGCUCAAGAACCAAAGUCCUGUUGGCGGCGCCUCUUCAACCUUCUGUCAUGCUGCCCAUACAGGUUCUACAUCAACAACAAGGUGAACCCCGUGGAAGAGGGCGUCCUCGAUCACGUGGUCAAGAUCACCUCUGGUCUCCGAAGUCCCUUCAUUGCCACUGCCUGUCGAACCGUGUGCCCAGGUAGCCCGCCCUCUGUGGGAAAGCGACGCCAUGCUGUGCAGGAGAUUUUGAGAAGGCAACGAUUGGCUGAACUGAAGCGCCUUGGCCCGGAACGACUGAACAAUUACAAAAGAUUGUUCCAAAACUCUCGGGUUCUGCUCAUCCCGAAGGCCAAGGACCGUAGGGCGAGCUUGCAGCCACAGCUGCUGACUGAGAUGGCAGCAGUGUCCUCGGUGGUGAUGAGGCGAGCAAGUCUGCUGCCUCUGAGCAUGCUCAGGAGGAGCAGCGUGCGGCCCAACAUUGUGGUGCCAAAGGUCAGACUCUGCAAAGCUCCUUCACCUACUUUCAUCCCGGAGAAACUGAAACAGAGCAAGAACUACAACCAGCUCCAAAUCCCAAACUGGGAUUUCAAAAUGAAAAAAAUAGAGAGGAGGAAGGAGGAAGAAGAGCGACAGAGACUGCUGCCCCUCAUGAGAAGAAGGUGAUGCUGUUGCUUCAUGAAACUUUCCAAGUUCCAGUUCAUGCAUUUUUAUCUGCUUAGAGUGGUUAUGAUCUCAAGAAUACCAGAGGACAAAGUGCAAAGGACUGGUAACGUUCACUGUCGAUUCCUGGAGGCUUAAUGUCAUUCUGAAAAUAAAGGCUUGUC
Molecule: messenger RNA, 1977 nt
Organism: Synchiropus splendidus (mandarinfish)
Lineage: Eukaryota; Metazoa; Chordata; Actinopteri; Syngnathiformes; Callionymidae
Gene: ankrd33bb
Product: ankyrin repeat domain 33Bb
Exons: 5
Coding region: 269-1816 (515 amino acids)
Molecular function (GO): protein binding
Source: RefSeq, a predicted model, not a curated record